Molecule: messenger RNA, 944 nt
Organism: Drosophila pseudoobscura
Lineage: Eukaryota; Metazoa; Arthropoda; Insecta; Diptera; Drosophilidae
Product: ubiquitin conjugation factor E4 A-like
Exons: 2
Coding region: 16-678 (220 amino acids)
Biological process (GO): protein polyubiquitination
Cellular component (GO): ubiquitin ligase complex; cytoplasm; nucleus
Molecular function (GO): ubiquitin-ubiquitin ligase activity
Source: RefSeq, a predicted model, not a curated record
AGGAGAGACUGAAGCAUGAAGAACAAUUCAAACUUACUCCAAAGGGUUUUAAAUAUCCUCACCACGGAGAUCAAAAGUAUAUUCUGCCACAACAGCAUGGUAGACCGCAUUGCGGCCAUGCUGAACUACUUUCUGUUGCAUUUGGUUUUACCGCGCAAGGAGCGCUUCAAAGUAAAGGACAAGAAGGAGUUCGACUUUGAGCCGGCCCAAACGGUGCUGGAAAUCUCGCACAUCUACAUCAAUCUAAGCACCGACGACUGCUUCUGUCUGGCAGUCUCCCAGGACGGUCGCUCCUACAGCGACCAGCUCUUUGGCUUCGCCGAGAACAUUCUCAUAAGGAUCGGCGGAGGCCAGUUGAUCGGCGACAUGUCCGAGUUUGCGGCCAAGGUCAAGAAAAUGGGGGAUCAGUACAAGGAGGAGCAAGAGUUGCUGGCCGAUGCCCCAGAGGAGUACUUGGAUCCGAUUAUAUCCAGCCUGAUGACCGAUCCCGUCAUUCUGCCCAGCUCCAAGGUUACCGUCGACCGGUCCACCAUCGCCCGCCACUUGCUGAGCGAUCAGACAGAUCCCUUCAACCGUGAGCCCCUAACCAUGGACAAGGUCAAGUCCAAUGAGGCCCUCAAGCUGGAGAUCGACCAAUGGAUCGAGGGCAAGCGUAGUGCGGCACGCUCCAAGAGCUGAGCGAAUACUAUCUAUAUAAUUGUGCAGGCACAACCAAAGAGUGCGCUCGCUCCAGGGGGAAAAGGGGACAGGAGAGGUCAGGACAGGACAGGAUCGGGCUAUAGUCAAUUUUACAUAUAUUUUCCAUUAGGAUAAUUCCAUUUUGCUCAUACAUUCUUUGUGUAUGUAAAUCUGUGUACAGUUAGAGUUCUUGAAAUUUUAUUCUUAUUCGCUCUAAUUUUAUUUACUCUGUUUCGGUUGCAUAAAUGUUUCUAUAAUCCCAAGAA